UCAAAGAACAUCGGUGAUUCAUGAGUUGCAUUUCCUUUACAUGUUUCUGUACUCUUGUCUUCAUUAAACAUUGUAAUACCAGUUGUUCAAUUAUUCAAUCUGGGAACCAAUGAAGAAAGAGAGGGUGCAAAUUCUAUCCCACAGGGGGCUUAAGGAGCUUCCACCCCAAUUUGUCCGCCCCGUCCAUGAACAGCCUGAAAACACCAAAGCCAUUGAAGGGGUCGCAGUUCCUGUGAUUUCUUUGUCUCAGCCACAUGAGGUGGUUGUUGAUGAGAUCUUUGGAGCAAGUAGUGAGUGGGGUUUUUUUCUCAUCACAGAUCAUGGUGUACCAUCAUCCUUGAUCCAACGGUUACAAGAGGUGGGUCAAGAGUUCUUCGCUCUGCCACAGGAGGAUAAGGAGGCCUAUGCCAAUGAUCCUCCUAAUGGUAAAUUUGAAGGUUAUGGCACAAAGAUGACCAAAACCCAUGAUGAAAAGCUUGAGUGGAUUGAUUAUUUUUUUCAUGUAUUGUCUCCUUCUCCUAGAGUCAACUACGAAAUCUGGCCCAGAAAUCCUCCUUCUUAUAGGGAAGUCACUGAAAAAUACAAGGAAGAAAUCCUGAGACUCACAGACAAGCUACUAAAGUUGCUCUCAGAAGCGUUGGGCUUGGAAGAAAAAGUACUAAAAUCCCAUCUGGGAGGUGAGGAAAUAGAGCUGGAAAUGAAAAUCAAUAUGUACCCACCAUGCCCACAACCUCAACUAGCCUUGGGAGUUGAACCUCACACAGACAUGUCUGCCCUCACCAUUCUUGUUCCAAACGAUGUACCAGGUCUUGAGGUGUGGAAAGAUGGCAACUGGGUUUCGGUUCAAUACCUUCCUAAUGCGCUAUUUGUUCACGUGGGAGACCAACUUCAGGUGCUUAGCAAUGGAAAAUAUAGGAGUGUUCUUCACAGAAGUCUGGUGAACAAGGAUAGGAUGCGCUUGUCAUGGGCAGUGUUCAUUGCACCUCCACAUCAGGCACUGAUUGGACCACUUGCAGAGCUUGUGGAUGAUGAGAAGAAUCCUGCCAAAUUUUCAACCAAAACGUUUGCCGAGUACCGUUACAGGAAAUUCAAUAAGCUUCCACAGUAAUUGCAAUAUUAUUAUUACAUGCAUGGUGUAUUUUUAAGGCGGUUUUAGGGUUCUUGGAUCUUCCGACCACAUGUUAUGGCCAUCAGGCUAUGUGCUGGUUUCUGUACUUCUUUUUAUUAAUUUGUUUCCUUGGUGGAAUUUAUGCUUU
Hevea brasiliensis (rubber tree) is the source of this 1256-nucleotide messenger RNA. Its product is annotated as flavonol synthase/flavanone 3-hydroxylase. Lineage: Eukaryota; Viridiplantae; Streptophyta; Magnoliopsida; Malpighiales; Euphorbiaceae. The transcript is spliced from 3 exons. The record is from RefSeq and is a predicted model, not a curated record. The coding region runs from base 110 to 1108 and encodes 332 amino acids.